Messenger RNA from Aspergillus puulaauensis, 1722 nucleotides. RefSeq names its product putative Woronin body protein HexA (gene hexA). Gene Ontology annotation, biological process: positive regulation of translational elongation. The coding region runs from base 1 to 1722 and encodes 573 amino acids. The transcript has 4 exons. The record is from RefSeq and is a predicted model, not a curated record. Gene Ontology annotation, molecular function: ribosome binding; RNA binding; translation elongation factor activity. NCBI's taxonomy places the organism in Eukaryota, Fungi, Ascomycota, Eurotiomycetes, Eurotiales, Aspergillaceae.
AUGAGGAGGGCAAGUCUGGAAGAGCAGGAAAACAAGAAGGCUGGACCCCAAUGGGGAAAGGCGCCCGACUGCAAUCUUAAAGCUCCUCACUCGUCGCCUCGCUCUUCUCUUCUCUUCUCUCUCUUCCCUUUCUUCAUCUCUAUCCUCACAUUCCCAUCUCACAUUCCCAGCGUUAAGCUUAUCUUUACAUUCCUACCCCAGGAAUUCUCCACAUCAGCAGUCGAGUAUAGAUCUAUCUUCGGAAGAGAUUCGAGAAAAGACGCUCAAAGGACAGCCAACCUGGACUUUGACGCCCGCGUCCCCAUUCCCUUCAGUGUCUUCCCGUCGUCGUACCGGAGUGACGCUGUUCCUGAGACUACUCUUGCCGCUGAGAGAGUAGAGGGAGAAGUCAACCUCGAUCGCACUUCGCACGUCGAACGGGAAGAUACUCGAACCUCUGCCCCUCUCCCUGACCCCCGGGCCUACGGAAAGGAAGAAGUCGAUCUUCACUUCGAACGUCGCUCAGACCGCCGAAGAGGUGACGAUUUCACCGUCGUUGACGAACGUGUGCAAGAUACCCGAUACCCUCAGGUAGACCUUGCCCGUGACCGCUACCGCGAGCCUCCUGCGCACCGCUUCCAAGACUCCUACAAGGACAAGGAGCAGACCUACGACAAGACCUUUGAGAACCAGCUUGACAUCACUGAGCGCGAGUAUCGUCGUCGUACUGAUCCUACAUACGACGCUCAAGCCUCCUCUUUCGAUCGUCGCUCCCAAGGUCCCAUAGCCUCUUACGAAGCUCCCCGCCAGCACACUUCGGACGUUUACAGCCGCCCUUCCGCGUCUUAUAACGUCUCGUACGAAGCUCCUCGCCAGCAAACUUCGGACGUUUAUAGCCGGCCCGCGCCUUCCAACGUCUCUUACGACCGAGGCUUCGAGUCCCGUCCUUUAGACGUUCCCCGCGGAAACUCUUACGACAACCGCCAGGUUAGCGUAGAGAGUGUCAAGCCUCCUGCUCCUUCCAGCAACAAGCUCAAAGUUUUGAAAACUACUACCGUAGUUGAUCACCCUAAAGCUCGCAAGAUGGGUUACUACGACGACGACGGUAACUACCACUCCUUCCGUCGUGGUGUGGAACGCGCUGUGGACCGCAUCACGCACCCCUUCCACCACCAUCAUGACCAUGGUCACCAUGAUCACCAUGAUCACCGCGAAGAAGUAGUUGUCGCUGACGAACGGGGCCCAGUUCGUGUUCGCGAGAAUGUCCGCAUUGUCGAGCCCCGUGGCGGCGCCUCCACCGCCGAGACCGUUCCGAUCCCCUGCCACUUCAUCCGUGCCGGCGACAUCUUGAUCCUGCAGGGCCGCCCCUCCCAGGUGAUCCGCAUCUCUACCUCGCCCCAGACUGGCCAGCACCGCUACCUCGGUGUCGACCUCUUCACCCGCGAGCUUCACGAGGAGUCCAGCUUCAUCUCCAACCCCUCCCCCUCCGUUGUCGUCCAGACCAUGCUCGGCCCCGUCUACAAGACCUACCGCAUCCUCGACAUCCGCGACAGCAGCCUUGUUGCUCUCACCGAGAGCGGCGACGUCAAGACCGGUCUCCCCGUUGUUCCUCAGGACAACCUGCACGGCCGCAUUCGCGAUGCCUUCCAUGAGGGCCGUGGCUCCGUCCGUGUCCUAGUCAUCAAUGACGGUGGUCGCGAGCUGGUUGUUGACUUCAAGGUGAUCCACGCCUCCCGCCUGUAA